Fonsecaea nubica is the source of this 1446-nucleotide messenger RNA. RefSeq lists its product as hypothetical. The record is from RefSeq and is a predicted model, not a curated record. The transcript is spliced from 4 exons. Bases 1 to 1446 code for a protein of 481 amino acids. Lineage: Eukaryota; Fungi; Ascomycota; Eurotiomycetes; Chaetothyriales; Herpotrichiellaceae.
AUGCCUCCUGAAAGAGAGCCCGCAUCACCGACCUCGACUGUCCGACCCGACACCGCCCCAGCCGAAUCCGAUGUCCUCUCUACACCUGAUACAGCUGAUCCCUCCCUUCCCGAUCCCUUCGUUGCUCUCACCGACUUUGCGGAAGCGGGAGCAACCAUUGCCGCGACUUGCGGCGGCUCCAUUCGUCUGUCUGAUUUCGCCACUUUGGUCUCACGGACCCAAGGAAUUCCUUCGAGCCAGGCCGACGGCACAGAAAAAGGGACGAAGAAAAAGGGCAAGAGGAGGACAACAAUGGACCCCAGCCCCAUCGUCUUCGACUGGGACGAACAGGGCCGCUUGUCGAGCAGGGUGACUUUCCCGAUCCCGCCGUACAGCGAGACGGCCUACACGAUGACAAUCGAGGCCUUUUUGAAACAUUGUGACCCUAUCGUGGAUGGAAUGCAAGGCGAUGAUGGACACGCCUGGACCCUGAACGCUCCCCGCGUGACUACCAACCUAUGUCCCUACUCGAUGGGGAUCGUGGAGCGGGUCGAUCAUCUUUUGCUGCCCAAUUCCCCCCACCUGGGGGGCAAUGCCCUCAAGAACGGAGGCUUUGUCAGGGCCGAGCUACACAAGAUUAACGUGUACGCCGGACACUCGGGCUCCGUCAAGAGGCGAAUCGACAUUCCCACCGCGGAGAAUCAGUUCGGGUCGCUGUUUCUAUACCUGCCGAGCGAGUAUGAGGGCGGUGAGCUCACUGUGAACCACGCCGGUUUCUCCACCGAGUAUGACUGUGACAAGACAAGAAAGUCUAAGGCUCUGCACUGGGCAGCCUUUCUCAGCGGCUGCGAACACGAGAUCUCGCAGGUCACCAGCGGCUUCUGCGUGAUCGUGACUUACAACUUGUACCACCAUGAACGAACUCCACUCCACCCCCGCCUACAAACACAGCCUUUUCUAGGACUGGCCUCAAAGCCGGCGCCGGUGGACCUUACCAACCUUGCACCAUACAAGCUUCUACAAGACCUUCUCAGUAACCCGGAGUGGCUGCCACGCGGCGGGACUCUGGGCAUCCACUGCAAACACGCAUACCCACUUGGGGUCGCGAACCUCGCAGACGUCGACGAAACUGGAGAUCUGCUUAGAGGCAGUUACCCCACCGGUGUUGCCGAGGCUUCUCUCAGGGGCACCGACGCGUCAAUAUGCGCCGUCCUUGGUGAACUGGGCCUGGAUACCUACACGUGUCUGAAACUGUCCACGUUACUAAACGUCCCCGUUGUCAAAUGGAUCAACGGACCGACACUCAAGCACUAUGCUCCCGUAGGCAACGAAAUGGGGGUCGCAACGGGUCGCCUUGCAGAGACCUCUAUGUGUAUAGUCGCCAAAAUCCCCCCGCACGAAGAAGCCAGCGCCCCGGACGACGAAGCCAGCACAGAGGUGGCGACAAAGAAACCGAGGUUGAAAUAA